CCUUGUCUGCAGCACAUUCUUAUUGGAUACUGGGACAUAUUCUCUGUUUGUCGCGUCUUCUCUCUACACCCACUCUCAAUCUGUCUUUAUAAACCUUUGUAUUUGUGUCUAGAUUCAGGUGUUACUGAUAGAGUAGCAGAUAUGCCAGUUAAAGUGUUUUAUUCCAGUGCGAGCGGUUCUAUGGAGACAAAGAAAAGGCAGGAAAGACUCUUCUCUGUCCUGACCUCCAAGAAUAUCCCUUUUGAACCUGUGGACAUUUGUCAGAAUUUGGAAGAAAGAGACUUAAUGAGAGAAAAGGCAGGGAACUCGGCUGCACUGGCACCUCAAAUAUGCAACGGGGAUGUCUACUGUGGAGACUUCGUUGCAUUUGAGGAAGCAAUCGAGAUGGGACAAUUGGAGAAGUUCCUAAGAAUUUAAAAGUAAUGGUGACCAGCUAUGGGACACUCAACGCCAUCACCUUGAGAACUGCCAUAUCUACAAAAAUAUAUAAUUUAUAUUGACAAACAUUCAUUAUUCAUAUUUCAUUUUUAUUGAAUUGAUGAUGACAGAUGGUGUAUUUGGUGCCUUGAAGUAUCAGUUCAAGAACAUGUAAAUUGUAUUGGAUUAAAAAUACAUUUUUUUUGAAAAUA
Molecule: messenger RNA, 629 nt
Organism: Scophthalmus maximus (turbot)
Lineage: Eukaryota; Metazoa; Chordata; Actinopteri; Pleuronectiformes; Scophthalmidae
Exons: 3
Coding region: 142-417 (91 amino acids)
Cellular component (GO): cytoplasm
Source: RefSeq, a predicted model, not a curated record